Symbiodinium sp. CCMP2592 is the source of this 3939-nucleotide messenger RNA. NCBI's taxonomy places the organism in Eukaryota, Dinophyceae, Suessiales, Symbiodiniaceae. The record is from the annotation of a GenBank genome assembly.
AUGUCGAAUGCUGCAGGCGUUCCCAUUGAGAUCGAUGAAGAUGAUGACCUUGAGAAUCAGUCGCCGACGGAGAUUGCGGACGAGGAGGAGGAGGAGAAGGACAACGACGAGCAGGGGGUGAACAACAACCUUGACCCUCGUGACGAUCCGGGACAAUGUGAAGGCGAACAGAUGCAGGUGGACCCCCAUCUAGGUGCUCUUGGUGAAGUUCGGGAUGAAGGUGUGCUUUUGGGUGGAGGGAAAGAGAAAAGAAAGCGAGGCCGUUGUCAAGUGAAGAAAGAACAAGGUCAUGAUGAUGAUGAGGACGAGGAAAGCCCGACGAAACGAGCCUCCACUGAUGAUGUAGCACCUGUAUCGGGACGUGAACUCCGAGAACUCCUUGCUCUACAUCUUCAAGAAAUGAAAGGACAAAUUGGAGGAAAGCUACAAGAAGUCCAGGUGGAACAACAACGACAACUCCAGGAGAUUGAGACCCUUAAGAAGAAGGCCACCAAGAAUGACAAGGAAAUCAAAGAGAACAAAGGACGCACGACAGCCAAUGAGAAGCACCUCCACGAUAUCAAGACCAAGGUCGAGCUCCACGAUGAUCGAAUCAACGAAGUCACGGCGUCAUUGGCGAAACUGCAGAGUGACCUCAACUCCAGGCCACAGGGGGCGACUUCUAACCCAGCUGGUUCACAUCAAGGACCUCCACUUGAUCCAUGGGCGAAUUGGAGACAGAACCAGGCCAACCUCCAGAAGAAGAACGGUCAUCUCCCGCGAACUCAAAUGGGCGACUUUGAAGAGAAUGGCCAAUUGUCGGAGGAAGAGAAACGAACAUUGAUCGUUGGAGGCUGGGCUCAGGACACCAAGAAAUCAGUCAUCGAGAUGGAAUCUCGCGAACUACUUGCCCGUGAUGAGCUUAAGGACUUGGUUGACGCCCCCGUACUUACAGUAUUUGGUCCCCGACGCAGCGUGGGUAACCUUAAGUUCGAUUACCGGGCGAACGAAAGCUUCCAAGGCCUCCGAGAGAGAAUGUGGAAAACCAUGAAGGCCAUCCGGGAACUUGCCAUCCACUUCCAAAGUGCUAAGGAUGUUCCGGGAAGCAAACCGGCUUGGGCGAGUUUCGUGAAAACAAAGGAGGCGAGGAGACGAACCAUGCUGGUAAGGCAGGUGAGGCGAGUGUGUAUUCAGCUUGCCAUGGAUGCCACGUCGGACCAGGGCGGCCCUUCCAAACCAGCAGCGAUCAAUGCGGAGAGCUACGACACUGACUGGGGCAACGGGACGGUGUGGCAUGAAAGCCACAAGCUUGCUUCAGCGACUCACCGCCAGCCAACGCCCAACACUGCGGUAAUCUUGAUGCCUGGUGGAUGGGUGGACCUCAAAGCGGUGAUGGACGUCACAGGAUGCAGCGAGACAGAGGCACGCAGAUGGAAUGAAGACAGCGAUGGCAUUUUCUAUUGGCUACAUCAUCGGCACGACAAACAGUAUCGUGGUGUGGCCAUUGGCUUUGCUCACGAUUUGUUAGACUGUGUCAUAGAGAAGGUUGCAUGCGAACGUGGUAUCUGGGUCCUUGCGCGCAUCAGGGGCUUGGGGCGAGUUGUCUUUGGAAGUCUGCAUGCACAUACAGGAGUUACGCACGCCGUCUACAAGGAGGCGGUACAGGACUUCUUCGCAAAGUUCAAAAGGAAGUGGAGACAAUGGCCUGUGAUCUUGGGAGCGGACGUCAACGAACAACCAACCUGGGAUCCACAAGAUGACGGGGGCGUCAACGUCAUUGAUAUGAGCCUCAAUCUUCAGUGCUUCAUGCACGAAGCGUCCGCCAUUGGUCUGCGAGCGAAUGCACCUGGGGAAGAUCAAUACGUGACUCCAACGCACUACCCACGAGAUGAGACCAGAAAUGGCAGACAGAUAGAUAUGAUCCUUUGCAAGCACGUGGUGAUGGAAAAGGUGAUGAUCUACCCUGAACUUCGCCAUUGUGUUGGGACCGACCAUGCCUGUCUACAAGCCCUUCUUCCUCAACGACGUGCUGGACGCCAACCUUGGGGUAACGAUUCGCGGCCUCGCAAACUCGUUGCUGAAGUUGACCCGCAGGAGAUCAUCGUCGACGUUGAGGAUGUAUGCAGAUUGGCCAAGCAACACACAGCUCGCAGCACCAAUGACAAAACCGUCUGGAAGAAGAUCCACAAAGUGACGAAGAAAGUCCAACUGCACCUCGAGGAGAAGCUCGUCGACAAGAGUGUUGCUGAUUGGAGUGAGCAGCUCCGUGAACAAAUUCAGACAGUUCCCCUGCCGGCGGAAUUUGUUCCCGCUACCCGUGAAGAGAUCUGCGAGGAGGUCAACAAGAUGAAAAGGAACGUCUCGGUUGGGCCCGACGGGGUGAGUGUCGACUUUCUGGUACAUCUCCUAUAUCAGCCCUCGCUUGGCCAGCAGCUCACCGACCUGGUGAAUCAUAUCAUCCGGACCAACGAGCAACAGGAGGAAUGGAGGGCGUCAUUUCUGGCUCUGCUCGCCAAAUGUACGGUGCCCGAAGAGCCACGGGAUCUCCGACCUAUCUGCAUGUCCUCGUCCUUUGCGAAGCUGGUCAACCGGGUGAUCAUUGGGCGACUUUUUCCAACGUUGAGGAGAGGUUCAAAAAUUUCAUCUUGCGGGAGAGGACGACAAUCGGCCGACCUUAUCGGUAGCCUGUCUAGGGUCCGCGAUAUAGUUCGGGAGUGGGACGAGAGCAUCUUGGUCACCAAGCUCGACAUUGCGGGCGCCUUUGACAAGAUUUCUCGCCAGAAAGUUGUUGAUCUGAUCCUGCAGAGAACCUCUGGAUCCCAGUUGGGAUAUGAAGUCAGAUAUCUGCUUGGACAACUCGAUGUCUUUGAGCUCCAGGGAAUGGUUCCUGGGGGUGAUAUGAUCUCGGUGAAAGCGAGUUCAGGCAUAAAACAAGGAGCACCGGAGUCGGCUGAGCUGUUCGGGAUCAUAAUGGGAUGGUUGCUGGAGAUGGCCAUGGGGAAAUCAUCGUGGAAAGCUAUGGGUGCUCCGUUCGCUGACCUCGACCUUGAGCUCAUGUACUUCCAGGAUGAUGUGUUCCUUUUGGAAACAUCCGCAUCUCGUGUCGCUAGGAAGAUUGCAAUGCUGAGGGAUGAACUGGCAUCAGCUGGACUACAUCUUGCGAUGAACAAAACCAAAAUCAUUGCAUCGCCUGCGUACCGUGGUAAAAUGUCUGUGCUCAUCGGGGACCAGUCAGUAGAAAUUCACAAAGAUGAGUCAGUGCGGGCACUGGGGGUGUCGUUUAACUUUUCGGCUCCUGUCAGUCAGCAAGCUCAUGAACUUCUGGGGAGAGCGCGCGCUGCCUUCGCCGAACAUCGUGAAUUGUUGACGGCCCCAGGCUCCUGGGAGAAAAAACUCAACCUAGUGGAGACGCUUAUCAUGUCCACUUGGCGCUGGUGCGCUGGAGCAGUUCACUGGCCCAAAGAGUGCUUGGCGCAGGCGAACACAUUACAGUCCCACAUCCUGCGCACUGCAUUUGGCUUGAGGCGUAAAAGAGACGAGGACUGGGUGACCUUCAACAGUCGAACAAUGCGAUUCAUUCGUCAGUUUUUGGUACAACGCCAAGUACCGAGGUGGAGCUCUGUCAUCUUACGUCUCCAGCAUGCACUACAUGGUCAUUGGGCACGUAGGGUCGAGACUAUCGGACCACAUGGCGAAGUUUGCCCUAACAUCACCAUGAGGGCGAUCAUGUGGAGGGAUCUGCGUUGGUGGCGAGGAGAACAAGCCAAAAACACCACGGGACGCAAACACCCCAAGCAGUUUUACGCAUGCAACCCGGAACGGAACAUAGCUGAAAGUAUAGGCACGACAUGGGCGAAUAUCGCCCUGGAUCGAGCGAGAUGGAGUGCCACGCUGUCUGACUUCUUGAACAAACAGGAUGUCCGAUGGUGUCGCGGGAGACAACUUUCGAUUGAGCAAUAG